This is a messenger RNA of Tachysurus fulvidraco (yellow catfish), 5498 nucleotides long. RefSeq names its product protein unc-13 homolog B (gene unc13ba). The record is from RefSeq and is a predicted model, not a curated record. Gene Ontology annotation, biological process: dense core granule priming; neuromuscular junction development; presynaptic dense core vesicle exocytosis. The coding region runs from base 605 to 5479 and encodes 1624 amino acids. The transcript has 23 exons. Gene Ontology annotation, cellular component: presynaptic membrane; terminal bouton; neuromuscular junction. Lineage: Eukaryota; Metazoa; Chordata; Actinopteri; Siluriformes; Bagridae. Gene Ontology annotation, molecular function: calcium ion binding; phospholipid binding; syntaxin-1 binding.
GUCAUAACUGUGUACGAGAGAGAGAGAGGGAGAGGGAGAGAGAGAGAGAGAGAGAGAGAGCACGGAGGUGGUGUGUGGACUAGCAAUGGUGCCAGUGUUCAGUAAUUAUAAAGGAGAAGGAAGAGAAGAAAGAAAACGACAGAGAAUAAGACAGCAGACGGCACGGAGAGCGAGAAAGUGAGAUAGAGAGAGAAAGAGAGAGAGAGAGAGAGAGAGAGAGAGAGCGCUUAGUCAGAAGAGACUGAGCAACAAGCUUGAGUGAGCGCGAGACAGAGAGAGAGAGAGAGAGACGGACAAUUAGAGAGAGAGAGAGAGAUAUAGAGUGAGAGAGAGACGAGGUGGCUUGUAUGCAGUGUGUGUGCGUUCAGGGUGUGUAAGCUGUGAUUGCUGCUGUGAACCUGUUGAAUUCUCAGAGUGGAACAUGUCUGAGCUCAGCCUCGCUUCAUAUCUCCGCUCAGAGUUCAGGGACUGAGAAAGUUGACAGUGUGAGACAUGGAUUAACCCCACAAAGAAAUUACUACAUUGUUGGAAUUAUAAGUAAUGUGAAUUAUUCUUUGGAAUAGCCAGGACCUUUCAGGUGUCCCGUGUCCAUACAGUUCAAAAUAUGUUCUCUCGCAAUCGAUUCGAUGGCCAGGGAGGGACCGGGGCCCCACAGUAUGGCCGACACAAGAACAAGCCGGUGGUGCAGAAGAGGAGGCAGCCGAACCCAAGGGUGGCCAUCAUGCUACGUGGGAAGAUCCACCGUCUCCUUCAGGGCUCUGCUGAUCACUCUGUUCCAGCUUCACAUCUUUACUAUGCUGGAAUUGAAGAGGAAGAUCUAGAAGAGGCCAAGGACAUGCAAAAGGAACAGAGCUGCUGCAGGAGGGGGAUUGCUUCUGUCGAGGUCUGCAACCUCCCGCCAGUCUCAAAUGGAAAAGAACACGAUGGAGUUGCAGGAGCAUGCUGCGUUGGAGAGGUCGAGCUGAACCAAGAGGGAGGCAUACGAAUCCCUUGCACUUUGCAACACAUCAAUCCAACAGAGUUACACGCAACUCAGGAUGUCAACGGACCAUCGUUUGCAUUUGGCAGAGGGCUUGCUGGUGGGACUUCAACAGAAAGAAAAGAUCUGCUUUGCCGGUUUAACAUGGUGAUGCAGGACAAGAUUGUGGAGGAAGAUGAGGAUGUUGAUGCAGAGGAGGAAUCGAGUGCCAUUAUUGAGCAUAUACUGAAGGAACUGAAGGGCAUCAAUAAAAUCCAGGAAGAAAUCUCAGACCUACGGGAGUAUCUGUCUUCUGUCCGUGGAUCUGUUGAAGAGGUGUCCAGCUGUGUCGAUGCAGUUUUAAUGGAGAUUGAAGGAAUUCGCUCAGGUACCAGGUCUGGUGUGGAGACAUGGCCUGGUGCAGGGUCCAAGCAUGAACAUGAUCAAUCAGACAGUCCUUUUAGAGAGACCUGUGACAAACUCCGUGCUCUAGAACCUAUGAGUUCUGGUAUGCAAGCAGGGUAUAAAGUGUUCGAUAAACAACGCAAACAAACGUGUCCCCUGAGGCUACAAAAAGACUCCUGUGGAGCUGCAUCUAAAUUUACCACAACUAGUGACACUGGCCAUAAUCUCCUUGGACAUGGUAUGCCUGAACAAAGCUCGGAUAUAUCCCCAAACACAGUAAGAAGGAAGCAAAGUCUUGACUACCUCGAACAUCAAGAUGGUCAGGACUGUUUCAGUACUAGCUCCCUUUCCUCGGGUCAGAGUUCUAAGUCUGAAUCUGACCAGGAGAGACCUUCAUCUGGACAAGUGCACAGAAGAGAUGAGGCACAGAACUGGAAUCAAACAAGCCUGGAACCCAGUGGGAGCAGGGAGACGAGGUGGAGUGGAGAUUAUCCGUAUUUCAGAAAAGACAGUUUUGAAGAAGGCACUGGAGAUAGGGAUACCUGGGACCUUUUUAGAGAUGAAGGUGCUUCUACUGAACUGGAAGAAUCAACUUCAGAGUGCACUGCAGUCUCUUCCAGUCUGCACUACAAUUCUCCUGCUAGCACAUGUAGUAGGGAUGAGUGUCAUGGUCAUAGAAGUAAACCAAAUCCAUGCAAGGUGGAUGGACAUGCUGAGGGCUCAGCUGUGGACUACAGUGAUUUUGUAGGUGUUUGUGAUUAUUCCAAAAUGACACUUCCUUCAACACUAAGUCAUAAGUUUACUGUUGCCGAUUGUAAAGUGAAUCUUACAGGUUCCUCGUCUGAGACCAGCACAUACCCUGCUGUGAAUUCGGAGUCUACAGGGAACACAGUCUGUCUAGUGAAGCCAGGUUAUGCAACAAGUUCUCAUGAAUACAUUCUUGAACAGGAGAUGGAAACACACCAUGAAAGCAACAAUGUAGGGUUUAAUGUUAAAAAAUUUGGAAGGGCAGUGCUGGAUUUCAGAUCUGCACUGAAGAUGGCAUUAAAGAAGCUAGAUGCAGAUGAUGCAGCCACAGUGGAGAAAGCUGAAAGCUCAAGUGAGCCUCAAGCAGGGCAAGACUUUCUGGACAGUGAAUCACCCAGUGAGGAGAUGGACUCUCUUUGUGUUGAGACCCUACAAGCAGACAGUUUAAAUGCAAACCGCUCAGCACCAUCUCGAGACUGCACAUCAGAUCCUGACCAUGUAGAGCCAAAGGAGUCCAUCUCAUCCUCUUCAAAUCCUUGUGACACCAUAACAGAAUCUGUUGAGGGCAGCAUGCAGGCUAUGGAUACUAUGGAUACAAUGCUUUUCUCAAAACUGCAGCUCUCUAGCCAUACAACUACGGUCUGCCACCCCGACCACCUGACCACCGAAUCACGCUCAGUCUCUGUGCCUGCUGAGAAAACCUCAGAGGACCCCACAGGAGCACAGGCAGAGGAUGGAGCACAGGAAGGAAACCAACAUUCAGAAUUGAGCAUGAGAGAUGUUCGUAGACUAAAGUGCCUGAGAACCUUCCAGCAGAUCCUUAGAGAGAAGAGAGAGAGCAGAAGACGCCUCGGCAUGGUGACCAUGUUCUCAGGGUCUGAAGGUGAUUUCAACCAAGAUGGGAGUCAGGAUGAAGUCCAGACACAGAGUAAAGAUGGAGGAUCAAACCCACAACCAUGGACCAGUACUGGUGGAGGAGGAGGAGGGAUCUUUGGGAUUGACAGCAUGCCUGAUCUGCGCAGGAGGAAACCGAUCCCUUUGGUUAGCGAAGUGGCUAUGUCAUUGGUGCAGUCCAGAAAAGCCGCCAUUUCGUAUUCCCUGGCGUCUCGACCCUCACUCAAGGACGAGGAUCUGAAGAGUCACGUGUACAAGAAAACGCUUCAGGCUCUGAUCUACCCCAUCUCCUGCACCACGCCACACAACUUCGAGGUGUGGACAGCCACCACACCCACCUACUGCUACGAGUGUGAGGGGCUGCUGUGGGGUCUUGCACGCCAGGGCAUGAGGUGCACCGAGUGUGGGGUCAAGUGCCACGAGAAGUGCCAAGAGCUUCUCAACGCCGACUGCCUACAGAGGGCAGCGGAGAAGAGCAGUAAAACAGGUGCAGAGGACCGAAACCAACACAUCAUCUCCGCCAUGAAAGACCGCAUGAAGAUACGCGAGAGGAACAAGCCUGAGAUCUUUGAAGCCAUUCGCACCGUCUUCAUUGUCACCAAGCUGAACCACGCUCAGCAGAUGAAGACUGUUAAACAGGCCGUGUUGGACGGGACCUCCAAAUGGUCCGCUAAGAUCUCCAUCAAAGUACUGAGUGCUCAGGGUCUACAGGCUAAAGACCGCACCGGCUCCAGUGACCCCUACGUUACGGUGCAGGUGGGCAAAACCAAGAAGAGAACCAAGACCAUCUACGGAAACCUGAACCCCGUGUGGGAGGAAACGUUCAACUUCGAGUGCCAUAACUCAUCAGACCGUAUAAAAGUCCGUGUUUGGGAUGAAGAUGAUGAUAUAAAGUCUCGGGUGAAGCAGAGGCUGAAGCGAGAGUCAGAUGACUUUCUGGGUCAGAGCAUCAUUGAGGUCCGGACACUGAGCGGAGAGAUGGAUGUGUGGUACAACCUAGAGAAGCGCACAGAUAAGUCGGCUGUGUCAGGAGCCAUCAGGUUGCAGAUCAGUGUGGAGAUUAAAGGAGAGGAGAAAGUGGCACCGUACCACCUACAGUACACCUGCCUACAUGAGAAUAUCUUCCACUACCUGAUGGACAUUGAGGGACAGGGUGUGGUGAAGCUGCCUGAUGCUCGUGGUGAUGAUGCUUGGAAGGUUUAUUUUGAUGAAGUGGAGCAGGAAAUUGUAGACGAGUUCGCCAUCCGCUACGGCAUCGAGUCUAUCUACCAGGCAAUGACACAUUUUGCGUGUCUCUCCUCUAAGUACAUGUGUACCGGUGUUCCUGCAGUGAUGAGCACUCUGCUGGCAAACAUCAACGCUUUCUUUGCUCACCCCACCUCCAGCACCAGUGUUUCCGCAAGUGACCGCUUUGCAGCCUCCAACUUCGGGCGAGAACGCUUCAUCAGGCUCCUGGAUCAGUUACACAACUCCCUUCGCAUAGACUUGUCUAGCUACAGGAAUAAUUUCCCAGCCAGCAGCAAAUCUCGCCUAUUAGACCUCAAGUCCACUGUAGACCUUCUGACCAGCAUCACCUUCUUCAGAAUGAAGGUACAGGAGCUUCAGGCGCCCCCACGGGCUGCUCAUGUGGUGAGGGAUUGUGUGAAGGCGUGUCUCAACUCCACAUACGAGUACAUCUUCAACAACUGUACUGAGCUUUACAGCACGCAGUUCCAGACACACACACAGCCUCAGAAACGAAAGAAAGAGGGGGAUGGGGAAGAGGAGAAAAAGGAGGAUCUAAAUGAGGAGGAGGCAGGGCCAAGCAUCCUGAACCUGGACUUCUGGCCCAAAAUUAUCACACUCAUAGUGUCCAUCAUUGAGGAGGACAGGAACUCAUACACACCAGUUAUAAACCAGUUUCCUCAGGAGCUGAAUGUAGGGAGACUGAGUGCUGAUGUCAUGUGGACGCUUUUUGCUCAGGAUAUGAAGUAUGCACUAGAAGAACACGAGAAACACAGGCUGUGUAAGAGUUCUGACUACAUGAACCUUCAUUUCAAAGUGAAGUGGCUCUACAACGAGUACGUCAGAGAUCUGCCCUCUGUCUCGAACACGGUGCCCGAGUACCCAAACUGGUUUGUACCGUUUGUGCUGCAGUGGUUGGGUGAGAAUGAGGACGUGUCCAUGGAGUUCAUGCACGGUGCUCUGGAGAGGGACAAGAGAGAUGGGUUCCAGCCGAUGUCUGAGCAUGCUCUGUUCUCCUGCUCGGUGGUGGACGUCUUCACUCAGCUCAACCAGAGCUUUGAUAUCAUUAAGAAGCUCGACUGUCCCGACCACAGCAUCGUGGCCCAGUACCACCGCCGCUUCGCCGAGACCAUCAGUAAAGUGCUGCUGCAGUACUGCACCUCUCUGUCCAACAGCUUCCCAUCUUACUGCGAGAAGGAGAAUACGGUCAGCAACUUACUCACACUCACAUACUGUACACUCCAUCUGUAGUGGAAGUCACCUUCAGUGU